Molecule: messenger RNA, 890 nt
Organism: Cantharellus anzutake
Lineage: Eukaryota; Fungi; Basidiomycota; Agaricomycetes; Cantharellales; Hydnaceae
Exons: 6
Coding region: 37-717 (226 amino acids)
Biological process (GO): endoplasmic reticulum to Golgi vesicle-mediated transport; vesicle fusion
Cellular component (GO): Golgi membrane; SNARE complex; Golgi medial cisterna
Molecular function (GO): SNAP receptor activity
Source: RefSeq, a predicted model, not a curated record
AUCCAGAGGGAGCGCUGCAGCGACCGCAAGGCGACAAUGGCCACGUAUGACAGUUUAAGACGUCAAACGCGAACAUUGGAGUCUCUCAUCGAUGCUAAGCUCACAGCAUACUCUAGGCUAGCUGCUUCUAUUUCGUUGGGUCAGGAUCUGGAAGCUGGAGGCAAUUCCGACAGACGGGUAGACAUGGAACAUGAACUGGAAGAUUUGCUGGAGAAACUAAAAGAGACUCACGAAGAAAUGGUUGCUAUAUUAAACAACCCUGUCGCCGCGCCUUCCCAAAGCGUUCUGCACGCAGUACAACGGCAUAGAGAUGCGUUACAAGACUAUACGCGAGACUUCCACAGAGCAAAGGCAAAUGUGCAGUCCGCGCUGGAUAGAGCGAACUUGCUAGGUUCCGUGCGGAAUGAUAUCGAUGCGUAUAAAACUGCUCAUGCGUCAGACGCCGAUGCUCUGCUGGCUGAGAGAGGACGAAUAGACAGCUCACACCGGAUGACGGAUGGUUUGAUAAUGCAGGCGCAGGAGACGCGUGAAGACUUUGCACGACAGCGGUCCUCACUUGCAGGGGUUACUACUCGCGUGCAAGGGUUGAUACAUGCUCUACCUGGUAUCAAUUCUUUGGUUUCGAUGAUUCAAUCAAGACGGCGAAGAGACAGUUUGAUCCUCGGCCUCACUAUCGGAAUAUGCACCAUUCUCCUGCUCGGUUACAUGUGGCGCUGAAGUUUCGUUGUGUAAUUGAUUUGUUUAUAUUUUGUACUUAUAACGGACUGAGCCCUCAUUAUAUUUUUCACCGCCUAUUGCAUUGUCCCUGUGAAUCGUCGAACAGCUCGAAUUCUGACUCCCUUACUCCCGUCAUUACAAAAUGUCAGAAUCCCAUCACUACGGAGUAUGUA